Cladocopium goreaui is the source of this 249-nucleotide messenger RNA. Lineage: Eukaryota; Dinophyceae; Suessiales; Symbiodiniaceae. The record is from the annotation of a GenBank genome assembly.
AUGGCCGCCAUGGUGCGGAUCCAGGUGGAAUUGCUGAGUGGCGAAGGUGCCAGUUUGGAAGUGACACCAGACAUGACGAUCGGACAGUUGAAGGAGGAAGUGAAGGCGUUCCAUCCAUCGAGUGACGAGAUCAUCCGGAGACUCAGCAGCGUGGAGAUUGUCCUGGAUGGAGCGAAGCUGAAUGAUGAGUCGAUGAGCGUCGCGGAGUCGUUGCCUGACCAUGCCAAAGUGCAGGCCUUGAGUCGUUGA